Anopheles stephensi (Asian malaria mosquito) is the source of this 560-nucleotide messenger RNA. RefSeq lists its product as uncharacterized. The record is from RefSeq and is a predicted model, not a curated record. Lineage: Eukaryota; Metazoa; Arthropoda; Insecta; Diptera; Culicidae. Bases 151 to 486 code for a protein of 111 amino acids. The transcript has a single exon. Gene Ontology annotation, molecular function: chitin binding.
GCUGUCACCGGUAACAAGACAGCUGUCUGCCGACGCACAGUGGCAAGACGGGGGAAGCUAUAAAAGCACCUAUCAGCACCACUGUGUGUCGUACAGCACUGCCGAUGGGAGGAAAGGAAUCGUUGUGGUGUAACACCCCUACGCACUGCAAUGAACAGUUUGUGUGCUAAGCUGGCGCUGUUCCUGCUGGUAUUCGCAGCCGUUGCCGGUGAGGGUCGCGCGAUCGCGUCAUCGUUCGGUGGUGACAGAACGGCGCACCCACGCUGGACCGUACGGCCGAUGAACGUCAACUGUCCGCAGCCGGCCUGCACCACGGCGAAGGAUCUCAACACGCUGUGGGCGUCUCCGGACGCGACCCAGUUCAUACGAUGCCGGCCAGCACCGACCGGAUACUGGAUGAUCGAACUAAAUCCCUGCGCACCCGGAACGCUGUUUCAGUUCUCGAAGCAAGCGUGUGUAGCCACCCGGAACUGGUCGUCCUGCUGAGGUUACCGGAACGAUCGGUGGAUGUUGGAAUACAGUGAAAUGGAGUAGAAUAAACAGUACGGAUAAACAGAAGA